Lachnellula hyalina is the source of this 4437-nucleotide messenger RNA. RefSeq names its product ABC transporter. The transcript is spliced from 8 exons. The coding region runs from base 1 to 4437 and encodes 1478 amino acids. The record is from RefSeq and is a predicted model, not a curated record. Gene Ontology annotation, molecular function: ATP binding; ABC-type transporter activity; ATP hydrolysis activity. Gene Ontology annotation, biological process: transmembrane transport. NCBI's taxonomy places the organism in Eukaryota, Fungi, Ascomycota, Leotiomycetes, Helotiales, Lachnaceae. Gene Ontology annotation, cellular component: membrane.
AUGGCCUUCGCCCAAGGCGAUGGUGGUUUACUUCAGAUGAAUCAGAGCAGCUUCGAUUUCAAUCUACCAUUCGAGCAGCUGUUCUUCUCCAUCAUACCCUCUGCACUGUUCAUAGUAUCCUCCGUAUGGCGCACUAUCUUUCAGGCACGGAAACCCGCUAUCGUCAACGCGCCCGUCUUCCAGCUCAUUAAAUUGGUACAAAUUCCUGCCCUCUAUCGUUCAAUUCAGGGUACUAUUAUGACAUAUGUCGGAGUCGAGCUCGCACUCCUCAUCCUGGUCGCGCUUGGGUCGUUCCAUUCAAACGGAAUUUUCGUGGCUUCCUCAGUUCUCAAAUUUGUGACGGCCAUACUGAUGAUAACGUUAAGCAUGGUAGACCAUAGUAGAAGCCCAAGACCUUCUGUGCUUCUGAGUAGCUAUCUUUUUGUGACCCUUAUACUGGAUGUCGCCCAAGUGCGAACGCUCUUCUUACUGGCCGGUGGCAAACCCGAGCGCACUUACAGUAGCCUUUUCAGUGCUUCGGUGGCUUUGAAAGUCGCAAUGCUGCUGUUAGAAGCUAAGCCGAAAUCUAAAUGGGUAUGUUGGGACGAGAAAAGUCACAGCCCUGAGGAAACAAGUAGCAUCUUCUCUCUCGGCGUUUUUUUCUGGCUCAACAAACUGUUUUUAAGAGGCUACAAGAAGAUGCUUACGCUGGAUGACCUGUAUCCACUCGAUACCACUUUGAAAAGCAAAGUUCUCCACGAGAAGUUCUCCAAGAAUAUGGACUACUCGAAAUUGAAAGGGGAUAAGUUUGGGCUCUUGAAAGUACUGAUAAAAACGUUGAAAGCCCCUCUCUUGCUUCCAGUCCCGGCACGUCUGGCGCAACUGGGAUUCGCAAUUUGUCAACCAUUCCUGAUCGAAAAGCUACUGGACCAUCUCAGAAAUCCGGAGGCUUCCGCCAAUGUUGGUUAUGGUUUGAUUGGGGCAAGCAUAUUGAUCUACGGCGGCAUAGCCCUCUCCACGGCUCUCUGCAUGUACCCCCAUCAUCGAAUGCGUGCUAUGACAAGAUCGAUACUCGUCACCGAAACAUUCAUCAAAGCCACCGAGGCUCGCAUGGGAGCUGAGGAUCACAACGCUGCCCUCACUCUAAUGAGCACCGACAUCGAGCGAAUCAAGUUAGGGUUCAGAAUGAUACACAACGUAUGGGCGGGAUUUAUUCAGGUUGCUCUGGCCGGAUGGAUGUUAUAUAUUCGAGUGGAUCUUGUAUUUCUGGUGCCAAUUGGAAUCGUUACCGUUUGUUUCGCUCUCUUGGGUAUCCUUAUCAAUUUCACGGGGGAUUCGCAAAGGUCCUGGAUGGCCGGAGUUCAGAAGCGUGUCGGACUAACAGCCACAGUCAUCGCUAGUAUGAAGAACUUGAAGAUUUCAGGCCUUUCUUCCACCAUCGGCGAGUAUGUGCAACAGCUCCGCGUGGAAGAGCUUGCAUCCGGAGCUCGAUUUCGAAAGAUACUCCUUCUGGCAGCGGUCUUUGGUUACACUCCAAUGUUGAUGAGCCCACCGCUGACUCUUGCCUUCACAAAUGCGACAUUGGAUACCACGAAGGUAUUCACGAGUCUCUCGUUCCUAAGCCUUUUGACAAACCCAUUGUCACAGAUCUUCCAGUCCGUGCCUGAGAUUGUUUCUGGUCUGGCUUGUGUAGGCCGAAUUCAGGCAUUCUUGGAGUGUGAAAGUCGCGAAGACUUUCGUCGUUUCUUGGCCGAUCAAAAGAACACCUCAGAUGAUCCCAAAGCGAACAUGGAAGUUUCUUCUGGACCGACACUAGACUCGGCCGGUUCUGCUAUUAUCAUUGAAAGCGGCAGCUUUGGGUACGAGGCAGACAAGAUGGCAUUAAACGACAUCAACAUCCGAAUCACGAAGUCUGAGCUUACUAUGGUUGUAGGACCAGUUGGGUCAGGGAAGUCUACUCUCUGCAAAGCUUUACUUGGAGAGAUACCGUUCAGCGAAGGAAGUGUCUGUCUAAGCAACAAUAUCCCUCGAGUUGGAUUUUGCGAUCAAAUUGCUUUUCUCUGGAACGGAACGAUCAAGGAAAACAUUAUAGGAUUCUCUCCUCUCGACGAGAACAGAUACAUCGAGGUCAUAAAGGCCACAUCCUUGGAGUUUGACUUCGCUGUGCUUCCGUUAGGCGACGAGACCAACGUCGGAUCCGAUGGAACAACAUUAUCCGGUGGCCAGAAGCAGCGCGUUUCUCUUGCGCGCGCUCUAUAUCUGCAGUCUGAUCUACUUGUGUUAGAUGAUAUCUUCAGCGGCUUGGAUGCGGAUACCGAACAACAAGUUUUUACGCAAGUCUUUGGGAAAGACGGCCUUCUCAAAAGGAGACGCUGUACCACUGUGCUUUGUACCCAUAGCGUCAAGUAUCUGCCUAAAUCAGAUCAUGUCAUAGCUCUUAAAAACGGCAGUAUAGUCGAGCAGGGUAGCUUCGAUAACCUUAUAGCUGGACAAGGCUACGUACAGGGAUUGGGACUGAAUGCCUCACUGGGCAGCGAUGAUAUAUCGAAGGAAACUACAUCGACAGCGGUGGAGACAAGCAAGAAGGAACCGCAUCUGGAACUUCCUCAAGCGACAAUGCCUAUUCCGGCUGUCCAUGCAAGAGAUACAGAUCAAUUGCGUCCUGUUGCGGAUACGACGGUAUAUCGACACUACCUCAGAAGUAUGGGGUGGAUGCUGGCCGCUUGCUGUAUAUUUUCGGCUGCUCUCUGGGGGUUCUUUACGAAUUUCCCAACAGUUUGGGUCACAUUUUGGACUGACGACAUCUCCACGGGACAUCCUGUCCACUCUAACGCAUAUUAUGCUGGUAUCUAUGCAGUGUUUCAAAUCUGUGCCAUGAUUUCGCUACUUCUCCUUGGCAUCUUACUCUUCGUAGUCUCUAUUAAACGAACAGGUGCCAAUCUUCACCAGGAUAUCUUGCGAACAUUGAUCCGGGCUCCUUUGGACUUCUUUGCUAAGACAGAUACUGGUGUGAUCACGAACCUCUUCUCACAGGAUCUGAACUUGAUUGACACAGAACUGCCAGAGGCAGUACUGAACACUCUAUUUUGUCUAUCACUAGCUAUCGGGCAAGCUGCUGUAAUGCUUACAUCGUCUCCGUACUUGGCUAUCAGCUACCCGAUUCUUGCCGCCGUACUGUACCUUAUAGGAAAGUUCUACCUUCAGACAUCCAAACAGCUGAGGCUGCUGGAUCUCGAGGCCAAGAGCCCCUUGUACACUCAUUUUCUUGACACUUUUAGGGGAAUUGUCACUCUCAGGGCCUUCGGUUUUAUUUCAGAAGACAUUUCAAAGAACGCUGAUCUACUAGACACGAGUCAGAGACCUGCAUAUCUCCUGGUCAUGAUUCAGGAGUGGUUGAAUCUUGCUCUCGACCUGGUGGUCAUGGUGAUAGCCGCGGUCCUGACAACACUUGCCGUCAGCCUUCACUCUAGCGCUGGCUUCGCGGGCGCUUCCUUAGUCACCCUUAUGGGAUUUGGAGAGAGCCUGUCAGGCAUUGUUAUCUACUAUACCAGGCUAGAAACUUCCAUUGGGGCGGUAGCUAGACUGAAGACCUUCAACGAGACUGUCAAGCCUGAAGACAGAGAGGAUGAACAAAUCUUCCCUCCUGAGUCAUGGCCUCACAGCGGUGCGUUGGAGUUUAAGGGUGUUUCCGCGAGCUACAGUAUGGAAAACAACGACGACCACACAUCCAGUCUAGCCCUCCGCGACAUUCAUCUCAGCAUUGCGCCAGGCGAGAAAAUUGCUAUCUGCGGUCGGACCGGAAGUGGGAAGUCAAGCCUUAUCGCCCUGCUUCUCAAACUCCUCGAUCCUGUCCCUGACACCGCAGGCAACAUAAUAAUAGACAACAUACCACUCCACAGGGUUGACAGAUCUACACUGCGUCAACAUAUCAUCGCGGUGCCCCAGGAAUCCGUAUUCUUACCCGACGGUACCACCUUCAAAACUAACCUGGACCCGUCUGGCGUAUCAACUCAAAGGGAAUGCCAAGCUGUACUCGAAUCUGUUGCACUUUGGAAUUUUGUUCAAGAGAGAGGCGGUAUAGAUGCAGGUAUGAGUGUAGGAACGCUCAGCGCUGGGCAACGACAACUUUUGUCGCUUGGAAGAGCAGUACUGAGGCGACGUAUCCGGACGGAGAAGCUGGGUGCAGAGGGCCAGAGUCUAGAAGGCGGGAUCCUGUUGCUCGACGAGGUGAAUUCAAGUGUUGACGUUGACACGGAACGCCUCAUAAGCGAGACCAUCAGGACCGAGUUCAAGGCUUACACUGUCAUUGCCGUAAGCCACCGGCUGGAUAUGGUCAUGGACUUUGAUCGAGUUGUUGUGAUGGAUGAAGGGGAAGUAGUCGAGGUUGGGAAUCCACUGGUACUGGCUGAUACAGCGGGAACCAAGUUCGCAAAUUUGGUGACGGCUGGGAGAAAGUAG